CCGAUGUUGAAGCGCCAUCGCGCAUGCUUUUAUAUCCAUGGCAUCCCAUAAAGUUAUAUCCCUCCGUAUAAGCUCCGCUUGACGUCACUUUUGGAUAUUCGGCGACGAUGGAGACAAGAUCUUGCCCGUCCAUGAAUGAGCUGCGCGGCAUCGCGCGUGUAAUGGGGAUGAAGUACUUCCGCCACUUGAGCAAACUUGAGCUGCAUCAAGCGUUGCAACGCCAAUUGCACCAAGUCGAGCGCGCGCAGGCGAGAGCCGACUCGCCAAAAAGCAAGGGAAAGGACACAAAGGGCCGGGGAACCCGCAGGUUCUGGUGGCGCAAAUCCAAGAAGAAGAAGGGGAAUGCAACGGGGAAAGCGGAACCUCAAAUGCUCAACACGUUGGAUCCGAUCAUGCUCACCGAAUUGGGCCCGCACACGUUCCACUUCGUUCGACCGAAUGGAAUGGUCGUCGUGUACAAUGUCGACACCCUUGUUCAAUACAUAUUGGCCACGGGCAGCUUCGCAGAGCCGGAGACACGGAUUCCGUUCUCCGACGAAGUGCUGAAGCAGCUUGACAGUGCGGCCACUGCCGCGGGGUUUAAGUUUGCUAGCGUUGUAGCUGCGCAACAACAAAAAGGCAAAUUUGAGCAAGAAAAGAUCAAGCGGGAUGGGCUCUUGGGCUUGGAGCGCUGCACGGGAGAAGUCGUGACAGAAAUGCUUCACAUUAUCGAGGACGACGACGCGGAAGAAGGAGAAAUGCGCUUGGUGAUGGAUGUGUUUCCGUCAUUCGCCGACAUGUUUGGUCAGUUGAAGAGCAACGACCCUGAAUACGCAGCCCAGUGCCACAAACACUACAUGGAGUACUUGCGAGGACCGCCAAACCGUCCGACCGUCGAUGCAUCGGGCCUGUUUGACGUUGUGCUGGACUUCAUGAAGCAAGUGGCGGCGCAAAGGUCGUCGUCGCGCUAUGGCGCAUAGGCGGGUGUGUGGACAAACCGUAGCGCGGGUUUAGAGUAGACAAUAGCUAGUGCAUGCAGUGUAGUUGGUAGGGUAGAUUAGGGUAGUAAGGAGACGAGUUCUUGUUUGAUUUCAAUUGGACAUGAUCCAUACGGCAAGACCACAAUUGAAGCUCCUCUUUGCCAUGGAGCAACGACGAAGAAGACCAAUAUGUGAGAUAAAUAGAGACGUGGUUAUCGUGCGCCAUGCACAAAUCUACUCCGACGUUUCGUGGGGCUUAACAAAUGGCGCGAUCGUGUCGCCAACUUGUAUUCGAAAUGAAUCGGACGCUUUCAACGCUAAAAACUGACCAAAGUAGAUCUUGCCUCGAUCUCGUCGGUAAGAGGCAAGGUGCUUCAGCGGCCCGGCCUCGCUUUCGCCCGUGGUUUGGUUGAUGUUGACCAUCGUACAGCGUCCGCACGGUCCCAAGACGGCCAACGAGUGCGACCCAAUUGCCACCUCACUCCAUCGAUCUUCAGCAUGGGCAUCGCACCCAUCGACGAUGAAAUUUGCCCGAAACACAUCCUCAUCGACGUCGCUGCCAAAUUUCGAG
Molecule: messenger RNA, 1530 nt
Organism: Aphanomyces invadans
Lineage: Eukaryota; Oomycota; Saprolegniomycetes; Saprolegniales; Verrucalvaceae
Exons: 4
Coding region: 108-959 (283 amino acids)
Source: RefSeq, a predicted model, not a curated record